GACAGUCUUUUUUGACAUUUGCCAAGAAAAGGUUAAAAAUCCGCAAAUUUUGUGCGUUACUUUCGCAAAACCAGUUUUUAAAACACAACUUAACAGAGCCAACGAAUCAAUUUUCCACUUUUUUUCAAGUGAAUAUAAGUUGCAACCAUUUCGUUUCAAAAUGCCAUCUAACAUGAAUAAUAAACUCGACCCAACGUUUAGUAGUAGUAUCAGUAGUAGAAGAGAAGUUAAUGAAAACGCUCUUGGAUACCCUAGUGUAUCCAAGGCACGCACCGUCUCCGCAUCUUCUUGCGCUACUAGCGUCUCGAAUGAGUCCUUCUGUAUCUCUCUCGGCGUAGGGCCUCUGUGGUGGUUUGAUGUCCCUACCCACCACAGAACUGAUCACGAUAGGGCGUCACUCUUAACUGAACAAUCUCGGAAGAUUUCUGUGGAUUCAGCUGGUGGCAGUGUAUUCGAACACAGCCGCACUUCGUCGGAGUGCUCUGAUUCGGAUGGCAGCGAUUCACAACAUAGCAGCAGUGAUGCACAAUCACUAUAUUCGGACGAAGAUUGCCAAGAGAUGGUCAAACAUAUCUUGCAACAUGAUAAUCCAACUCGUAUAACCAUCAAAUUGCACGUUACGGAGAACCAGUUCUCGGAAUGGGAAUCGGUCUUGAAUCCGGAGAAUAACAUUUUGUACGUUGCAAUGCCGGAAAAGCUUCCCCCAGAGGCUUCGAAGGACACAUUCAUCUCUUUGUUGGAGUUCGCUGAAGACAAAUUGGAUGUCGACGCAGUUGUUUUAUGUGUACGCAAGAAUCGACCAGAUCGCGCAUCUCUUUUCGAGACUUUCUUGAUUAUGGGUUUCCAACCAUUGUCCAGAAAAUCACCAUUGGCACCACCAUCCACUGCUAAGACUUCUGAGAAUUAUUACUUCAUCUACCACAUUGAAGACUAAGUUGACAUAACAAAUAACAUCAUUAUAAUAAAUGUGUGUGACGCUAACUCAUUCGUAAAACAAAAGAAGUAAUUUCAAAAUUUUAAGAAAAACACCAAACAUACAUGCUUCGAAACACAUUUAAAAAGGGACAACAAAAUAAAUGACUGAGAAAACAUCCAUUAGCGCUCACAACACAAUAUGUCAACUUUGAGCAAGAAAGUUAAGAGUAAAGGCAAAAAUAUCGUAUUUUAUUCAAAAACACUAAAAAAAGAUAAAAAUGUAAAAAAAAAAUUUAAAAAAUUAAAAAAAGAUACAAAAAAAAUUGUAAUUAUAGGUGAAUUAUAUAUUGAAUUCCUACACAUAUGAUUUAAA
Molecule: messenger RNA, 1288 nt
Organism: Bactrocera tryoni
Lineage: Eukaryota; Metazoa; Arthropoda; Insecta; Diptera; Tephritidae
Product: ornithine decarboxylase antizyme-like
Biological process (GO): positive regulation of protein catabolic process
Cellular component (GO): nucleus; cytoplasm
Molecular function (GO): ornithine decarboxylase inhibitor activity
Source: RefSeq, a predicted model, not a curated record